UUGCAGCGGUCCGCCUCGCCCACUGCUCUGGCCUCACACUCACCCGCCACCACAGCCAUGGCUCAGUCACUGGCUCUGAGCCUCCUUGUCGUGGUCCUUCUCUUCUGCAUCCCCUGGACCCAAGGUACCAAGGAGGGAGUGGCCAAGGAUGGGGAGAAGGGGAGGCUGGGUCGGAGCCUACAAGAAGCCCUGGCUCCCGGUAAACCCCACCCUGCAGGCAGUGACGGAGGGGCACAGGACUGUUGCCUCAAGUACAGCCUGAGGAAGAUUCCCGCCCGGGUUGUCCGCAGCUACCGGAAGCAGGAGCCAAGUUUGGGCUGCCCCAUCCCGGCCAUCCUGUUCUCACCUCGGAAGCGCUCUCAACCAGAGCUGUGUGCAGACCCUAAAGAGACCUGGGUGCAGCAGCUGAUGCAGCGUCUGGACCAGCCACCGGCCCCACAGAAACAAGUCCAGGGCUGUAAGAAGGACAAGAGGGCUCCCAAGUCUGGCAAGAAGGGAAAGGGCUCCAAAGGCUGUAAGAGGACUGAACAGCCACAGACCCCAAAAGGGUCCAUAGCCCAGUGACCAGCCUGGAGCCCAGGAGGCCCCCACCAGCCUCACCAGGGCUUGGAGCCCUGAUCCAAGGAGCAAGAAGUGGGCUAGGAGAAAGGGUGGACUCAGGGGCCCUAGGGGCCCUGGAGCAACCACCUCAUGCUGGCCUUGCCCCACCCCUUCUCCUGCUUCAACCAUCCCUUCUGUAUUCCCAGCCCUACCCCGCAUGGCUGAGUUGCCCACACCAGGCCAGGCCCAGAAAGGCAGCGGAGGGAUAGUCUCCCAGAAAGCGUGAGAGGAGGCAGCAGGGCUGUCCCCUCUGAGGAAAGGUCACCCAAGACCCUCUGGACCUGACCCUGCUCCCACUGCACCCACUGCUUCCUCGUAAACAUGAUUUAUACCUAACAAUAAAAACCUGUUCCAGUCUCCCACCCAAA
Molecule: messenger RNA, 968 nt
Organism: Callorhinus ursinus (northern fur seal)
Lineage: Eukaryota; Metazoa; Chordata; Mammalia; Carnivora; Otariidae
Source: RefSeq, a predicted model, not a curated record